AUGGAAUCUAUAACGGAACCACAAAAUGCAAAUGAGACUUCCGCUGGUAGCUUGGGUCUGGGAGCCGCCCUCGCAGUCGCCUAUGAUUUGACAGAGGACCCGAAUUUCUCUCAACCCAGCUACGUCCAUCCCGAGACCACCAGUGUGCCUCUAGCCUCCGCGGCUCCCCAAUCCGGAGUUAUAGUUCUUUCAAAAAAUCCCUAUCAUCCCACUUUCUCUGCCCAGGCUCAACCCGUCCGAUAUCAUGCCGGUGAUCCCUACUGGGCCGUUUCUGGCUGUCCACAGCCACUGCAGCAGCAUCAACAGCAACAGAUUUCUGUGACUUCCACAGCUGCUAUUCCGAUGACGGCCUACCUCAAUCCCAUUCCCGUCUCAUCCCCUACUAGCUGUCCUCGUGGUCCAGAAAGUGGAUCUUUUUUCCUUCAAUCUGUUUCUCAACCUCCUCCUUCCACUUCUGCUGCUACCCUAGCGCCUUCUACGGCUGAUCCCAUUGGCUAUGUAGACGGCGGUCCGGCUAGUGAGUCCACCAUGUCCACGGAUUCAAUGGUGUCAGUGCGCUCGGACACUAUUCCCACCUAUCCACCUACAUCUGAGAUUGGAUACACGAUAAAAACUGUUUCUCAGGCUCCUGUUAUGCCCAACGCCGGUCAUCACAGUGGCAUCAACAGCCUUAACAACACCACUACCUCUUCCACUCCAAACAGUCGACGGCAUGAAGACCAGAGACAGGCAGCUGUUCCUUCAUCUGGUUCAGAUGACGGAUUGUAUGAAUUAUCAGAGGAGGAUGUCAAGGAGAUCGAUGACAUGCUCACCCAAAAUCCCCAGGUGACGUCCAGUCGACACUGGAAGUACUACGUCGAAACGAAUGAGUGGACUCGGGCCACAUGCGCUCUAAUGGCUUGCCUUUUUUCUCGCGAUCAGAUGGCCAAUUCCACCGUGCUGGGUCGUGGUGGCUCCCAGCGCGAACGUCUGCCCACAAACCUUGUCGCCUACGUUGUCACCAAAAUGCGUCGUCGAUUCAACAAAUCAGCAGCAGCAGUUCGAGCUCGGAUGGCGCAGAAAUGCAAAGACGAGCGUCGUUUUGGUCGCGUUCUUCCCUCUGGCACGAUUGCAACGAAUCCCGAUCGAUCGCACCCAAGUUCUUCCUCUGCCACCGGCGCUGCCUCCUCCUCUUCCACAAUCACCGCUUCCACUUCCUCCACCACAUCGGGUAACAGCUCCAGACAGUCUACACUGAAUCGUCGUCGGAGUGCCGCUUAUGCUGCUGCAAGUGCACCGCUAGCGAAGAGUCCGCGACUUUCGCUAGCUCCGCAGCCUCCGCUACCACCACCACUGCCGUCAGUAGCACCGAUACAACUAGCUCCGACAUCAACUAUGCUCACAUCUCUUCCUUCAGAGGCGUACGCGCCGCCGUCAGCAGUCAAUUCUGCGCCGGCAACAGCUUCUGUCGUUCACGAUCCACCUGUCAUUCUAGCCUCAGCACCUGAGAUGGCAAGCUGA
Echinococcus granulosus is the source of this 1500-nucleotide messenger RNA. RefSeq lists its product as hypothetical. The transcript is spliced from 3 exons. NCBI's taxonomy places the organism in Eukaryota, Metazoa, Platyhelminthes, Cestoda, Cyclophyllidea, Taeniidae. Bases 1 to 1500 code for a protein of 499 amino acids. The record is from RefSeq and is a predicted model, not a curated record. Gene Ontology annotation, molecular function: DNA binding.